AUGUCUACCUUAAUCCUUGAGACUGUGGAAAAGCAGGCCAAUGGUUCUGAGCUGGGGGACAAGAAGACAGCUCCCUCCAGUCGCCAACUGCUCCGAACCGGUGCCAUCCUCUACCGCAAAGGGGUUGUCCGUCUUCUCCUGAAUGGCAUCGGUUCCGCCUGUACAUACUGGGCGAUGCACUUUUCGGUGACAAAAUUAUCGACUACUCUGCUUCCCAGUCCGGUCGCGUAUAUCAUUGCAUCAGUCCUGCUCGCUGAGACUCAUUUCUUCUGGACCGCGCGCACCAUCCUUCCGCGUGACCAACUGCGCCUCGUGUCCAACCCCGGAGACCGCCGACGAUGGAAAGCGCUGGUGCUUCCCACUUUGGUCUAUGCCGUGGCUGAAACGGUAAUGAUAUAUCUGCCGGCCCUAUUCGAGAGUAGCAUCGCUCUACCGCCGGACGAGGAAGUCCCAAUAGCGGGAUUAUUGUACAUCGUGAGAUCUGACAUCCUGGUCUCGGGGCUCAUGCUCUCUGCCCAGCUGUUUCUCCUCCUUCCCUCUUAUAUGGUGUUAAUCCUGGUCCAGGCCAGUCUUCUGCCGCCCACCUGUGAGACGCUGAUCUUUAGUCCAUCGAGACAGCAGCAGCGGGGAAGACGGGUGGGAGAGAUUUUUUCGGCGGUCAGUCGAGGACCGUUACAAGCACAGAAGGCGGCGCAGAUGAUUGGGAUGGGACGGUUACUCUAUUGUCUGGAGCUGCAUGGAAAGAUGUGUCUAUGUUUGGUUGGUGUUGCCGGUGUGGUGCAUUCGGCAGUCUACUCAGACGAAUAA
Molecule: messenger RNA, 807 nt
Organism: Aspergillus bombycis
Lineage: Eukaryota; Fungi; Ascomycota; Eurotiomycetes; Eurotiales; Aspergillaceae
Exons: 2
Coding region: 1-807 (268 amino acids)
Source: RefSeq, a predicted model, not a curated record